Molecule: messenger RNA, 11373 nt
Organism: Malaclemys terrapin pileata
Lineage: Eukaryota; Metazoa; Chordata; Testudines; Emydidae
Gene: LIFR
Product: LIF receptor subunit alpha
Exons: 21
Coding region: 461-3736 (1091 amino acids)
Biological process (GO): cytokine-mediated signaling pathway
Cellular component (GO): external side of plasma membrane
Molecular function (GO): protein binding; cytokine receptor activity
Source: RefSeq, a predicted model, not a curated record
CGGCGAAGCCACCGCCUCCUUCCCCUCCCCCUUCCCCUGCCGGCUGGGCAGAGCCUGGGCAGCUGCCGCCGCCUCGGGGCCCGACCCCGAUCCUGCUGUGUCAACGCCAGCGGCCCGCCCGCAGCUCCAGCGCGCAGGCUCCGCUCGCCUCCAUCCCUCUCCCUGUGGAGACGCCGGCCCCCGCAAUCCCCUCCCCGCCUUCCUGCCCUGGCUGCGCAGCGCAGAGCCGGCAGCGGCAGCCGGAGCUGGGCCCCGUGCGGCAUGGGGCGCCCCGCGUAGCUGCUGCUCAGGGCUCGCCGCCCGCGGGACCAGGCUGCGGGAGAGGCGCUAGCAGGAGGAGGAUUUUCUUAAGUGGAGGACUUUGUGUGAAAUCCAAAGUUGCAGAACUGGCAAAUUUGUGUGGAAGAUGAAGUUUAUUCCUGCUUGAGAACUGUCAUCCUAAAUAGUAAAUGGUAAAAGAAUGUGGGAUAAUCCAAGUCUCCGAUGUCUCCUAGCAAUAGCUUUCUUACAUUUGCUGAGCUUAAUAUAUAGUCAGGAGACAGGUUUUCCAGAAGCACCAGAGAAUUUGAAAUGUAUCACACAUGACUUAAACAGAAUGAUCUGUUCCUGGGAUGCCACCUCCAGUGCAAACCUUGGACUGAUUUACAAGAUUUGUUAUACAAACAGUGAGCCCUUCUCUCCAGUGUGUAUUGAAACUGAGGGAAAAAGGGCAGAUAUUCCAGUCACAAUCGGCUCCACUAACAUACAGAUAACCACACUAAAUGCUUCUGGAACUCCUUUAGCUACUGAAACAUUUGUAUUGCCUGAGGAAAAUGUUUCACUUAUUCCACUCACCCCCCAAAUUCUUAAUCUGAGUGCUGACUUUUCAACUUACACGUUAUAUCUGAAGUGGAACGAUAGUGGCUCAGUCUUCCAAUAUGAAUUAGAUACCAGCUGGCAGAUUCAGAUUCUGCAUAAGGAAACAUUGGAGACAGUGGCACUAAUGAAUUAUGAUUCAAAAUUGACUGGCAAAGACUCUAUUCUUUCUUGGAAUUGGACAUCUGACAUACCUUUGGAGUGUACUUCAUACUAUGUGAAAAUUAGAUGUUAUAUUAAUGAGCCAUAUUUUACUGGUAGGAAGGAAUGGAGUGAAUGGAGCCCAAUUAGAACAGUUCCUGAAAAAGAUACUAAGCCCAGUAGCGCUAUGGUUUUUCCUCAAGACAAAGUGGUACUAGUGGGCUCAAAUGUGACAUUUUGUUGUUUAUACAACGAAGGGGAAAGUAUAAAAUUCAUGAACUAUGGAUCAAAAAGUUAUCCGCUCCUUCGCCUCAACAAGUGGAGCAGUGCAAUCAAAGUGCAGAAUGUCAGUGCUUCAAUUCCUAGUGGGACAAAUGUAUGGUGCUUGCUGGAGCCAGAUGGUCUGGAAGGAACAGUAUUAUUUGUAGGAUAUGCCCCCGAUACUCCACAAAACCUGACCUGUGAAACACGCACCUUUAUUACUAUAACAUGUAGCUGGAACCCAGGCAGAGCCACGGCACUGUACAGGCAACGGCAAACAAAAUAUAUUUUAUUUGAAAGAAUAUCUAAAGAAAAUGUUACAUGCAAAGUAGAUGAACUGAAACUGAAACAUUACUGUGACUUUCCAGUGCAUGCCAAUCAGAAAAUCUACAAUUUCACACUAGGAGCUUCCAAUCCUCUUGGUCAAGCAGAAUCAUCGCUCUUAAUUGAUGUAACUCAAAGAGUUCAUCUGAAAACUCCUGCUAAAUUCACUGUGAGCACUAAUAGUUCAACAAAUGCCCAUCUGUCUUGGUAUAUACCUGGCAACUUUAUUCAAAUCAGACUUUUGUGUCAAAUUGAAAUUAACAACAGUAAUUCAGAACAACAACUGCGGAAUGUCUCAAUGGCCGGUGCAGAAAACUCAAAUUACAGAGCUUGGGUGGACGCAUUACAUCCGUAUGCCACAUACACAUUCAGAGUACGCUGUUCAGCUUCUGAGCAUUUCUGGCAGUGGAGUGAAUGGAGUGAGGGAAAAAAGCUCACAACUUUGGAAGCCCCUCCUGCAAGAGGACCGGAUAUCUGGCGAGAGAGAAGUCCUGUCGGAGAAACUCUAACAGUCUUUUGGAAGCCAUUACUUCUUUCUGAAGCAAAUGGAAUAAUACUAUCCCAUGAAGUGUCAUGUUACUCGCGAGAGAUAAUGCUAAAGGCUCAUGAAGUCCCUGUACCCUUGAACAGCACUGAAAUAAAGCUUGGGGGAAAUGAUUGUUUAAUCAGUGUUGUAGCCAAAAAUCGUGCUGGCCCAUCUCCCCCUUCUAGGAUAACUAGUAUGGAUCUUCCAAGUGACAAUGUUAAAACAGAGCUGGCAAUUGCAACAGGAAAUGGAAUUUACAUUUCUUGGCCUUCUGACCCCAACGUGACCUGCGGCUACACAUUAAAAUGUUGUAUUUCAUCUGGAUCUGAACCCUGUAAUGUGGACUGGGAAAUGUUUCCUUCAAAUGCAACAGAUGCUGUGAUCAAAUCUGCUCUGUUUCAACCUGGUGUGAGAUACAAUUUUUCACUAUAUGGCUGCAAACACAGUGGAUAUCAGUUAUUACAGAAUAUAACGGGAUAUAUGAAAGAAUUGUCUCCAAAGGUAGCACCAAAUUUUACUGUAGAAGAAACCUCAUCAGAUUCAAUAUUAGUAAAAUGGGAAGACAUUCCUGUUGAAGACUGCCAGGGGUUUUUAAAGGGAUAUAUUCUUUACUUUGCAAAAGGGGAGAAUGGUUCUUCAAAGACUAGUUUUACGGACGAAGAAAACAAAACAGAAAAGAAUAUUACUGACCUAACGAAAAAGUCUUUGAGAAUACUUGAUCUUCAAGGCAAAACAAGUUACCGACUGGGCUUACGAGCCUAUACCAUUGGUGGAAUAGGCCCAUCGAAAGACCUGUAUGCGGUGACAAAGGAGAAUUCCGUGGGGUUGAUCAUUGCUAUUCUCAUCCCAGUAGCAGUAGCUGUUGUGCUUGGAUUGGUGACCAGCAUCCUUUGCUACCAAAAGAGGGAAUGGAUUAAAGAAACGUUCUACCCUGACAUUCCAAAUCCUGAGAACAGUAAGGCAUUGCAAUUUCAGAAGAAUAUAUGUGAGGGGAACACAGCUCUUAAAACCUUGGAAAUGAACCCUUGUACCCCGAAUUGUGUGGAAGUGGUGGAAACGCAAUCCACAGUCCUCAAGAUAGAAGACACAGAAAUUAUAUCCCCUGUAGCGGAUAGUAAGCUUCCUGAAGAUGGGUCUGACCCAGAAACAGGAAGCCACGUGGUGGUGUCAUACUGCCCACCAAUCAUUGAGGAGGAGAUCUCCAGUCCACCAAUAGAUGAACCUGUGGGAUCUUCUCAAGUCAUUUAUAUUGACAUUCAGUCAAUGUAUCAGCCUCAAGUUAAUCCAGAGGAAGAGCCAGAAAUUAACUUUGUCACUACAGCAGGCUAUAAGCCACAAAUGCAACUGCCAAUUAAUGCUAUGAAAAUGGAGAGUCACUCACCCACAGAAGAGGACUUAGAUAAAACUGCGGGCUACAGACCUCAAGCAAACACUAAUGUCUGGAAGUUAGACUCUCCAGACUCUCCUAUAUCAAUUCAAAGCAACAAUGAAAAUGGAUCUUUUGGAAGUCCGUGCUCCAUUAAUUCUCGACAGUUUUUGAUCCCCCCAAAGGAUUAUGAAGACUCUCCCACCCAUAAUAACACUGGGUGGUCCUUUACAAAUUUUUUUCAGAACAAACCAAAUGAUUAACAAUCAUGGUAAUCGUCAUUUCAUCUGAACCUGCCAUUCAAUAAGUUCUUGUUCCUAGUGUUGUCAUAUCAGCAUGGGUUAUCCUUGGAGACAGUUAGCAACAUUUUUUUUUUUGUGAGCUGAAUGUUACCACAUUUAAGUUAAAGUGUUAAUGUUCCAUUUUAAUACAGGCUAAAAACUCAGUUAUAGAAACUCAGUUAUUACACUAUGAAGAUAUAGGGGUUUUGAGGUUAGAUCUCCUCGUAAUCCUAGUCAAAGAACUCUGUCUGCUUUCAAGUUAUGUUUCAAGAUCAAUGUGAUCUCAUACAACUUGUUACUUUGAAAGGUGUUCUACUUCUGUUGUUAACUGGCUCUUAUAAUGAAUAUUCAGAAUAACUAAAUCCAAAUCAAUUUACAAACUGUCUAGAUGGGGUGAUGGCGGUAGGUAAACUUUCAGUCUAACAGUUGGAAAUUACAUGCUUAAAUUGGUAGUUAAUUAAAUCUGUUACCUAGACAUUACAAUUAGCACUUUAAUCUGUGCUUAGUUAAAGUCCCACGGGUAAAAAGAUCAUAAUCAUUUAACACUUUAAACAAUGGCUAUUCAUGUUUGUUGUUUGAUAACCAGAACUCUAGUUUCUGUACCUACUGUACAAUGUUUAUUCAAUAUCUGACUCAGGGGUACAAACUUGGAAAAUGAGUAUAACACUGAUUUAAACCUCAACAAGAACUGCAAAAUGUUUAAACUUCAGCAUUAAUUUUUUAAACCUUAAAACACUAUAUUUUUCUCUUUUGGUUAAGGAGGUAGUAUUUCCUAACACAUUGCACUAAUGUGUUUUGUAUUUUAUAGCUGCCGCUCCAGAUCUGCUACCUCAAAAGAGGCUAAGCAUCUUUUUUCUUCUAGAAACACUAGUUUAGACCAUUAUUAGUCUAGAACUAAAGUGCUGUGAGCAGGCCACCCGAGUGAUUAGUCUCAUUCUUCAACAGUUGUUGGUUGCAUUAACCUAUCAGUAGAGACUGCUCCAUAGAUUGCAUUUAGUAGCACUAGCUGUCCAGGCAGAUUUGCUCCACCAGUGAGAAAGGUUGGUCUUUAUCUGUAAUAAUUCCCAUCAGCCAGGAAGAUUCUCUGUGGCUAAAUUCCAGAAACAUUAUCUACCAAACAGAGCACUCUUUCCAAAUCCUAGGUGGAAACAUAAGGUGAGAUUUCUCUACAGGCAAGGGGGAUCCCAGGUAAGCUAAUGCCACUAAUGGUUUUUAAUAGCUACUCCCCAGCACUGGUCACCCAAUGUAAUGCUCUAAUGGCAAGAUUAGCAUUUGUGUGUGUUUUUAAAGAAAUGUUAAAAAUCAUCAUCUUUGAGUAUUUCUGCUUUCAUACCUGCGUCACAUUAACCUGCUAUAAACAGCUCUAAUUGUAACACUUCAAUGUAUAAACAUUAGAUUGUGACAGAUGCAUCACAAGAACCAAGCCAUUACUUCAUUGACUUUGUUUUUUAAAUGCUUUAUAACUUAAAUCUGUUUCUAAUUGUUAAAAAAAAAAAAAAAAAAAAAGAUGGAGGGUCAUGUGAUACAACAUUGAAGUAAAACAGUGUGCCCUUAAGCUCUUAGCUAAAUCCUUUUAAGGUCUUGAUUUCGAGCAUUAAUUUGUGGCUCCUCAAAUAAUUAAUUUGCAGAAAUAGCUUUCUAAACCGAGCACUGAGACAGCCAGUCCUGCUGAAUUUGGUAUUAGACCCACAUCUCUGAAAUAGUCGGAGCAGAUCAGGAAGACAGAUCUCCAAAACCAUACACAUCCAUUGCAUGUGGAACUGUGAUCUGGCCACCCAUCAGACAAAAAUUACCUUAAACCUGAUCACAGCAAUAAAUACUAAGAUUCUGUAUCUGCACCCACUUUUCUUUAUACUUCAAGAGGCAUAACUUACCAUGAUCUAUGUUUGGCUGAGUCUCUUGGAUAAAAAUGAAUGUCUUUCUCCAAGUGUUCCCUAUCCUCUCUUAAACCGAAAAACACUGUAUGGAUCAGGUAUUGAUUUUUAUGUGACAUAAGAGGAUACUGAUAAUCAGCUUGAUGAGGCUUGAAAGGCAGAAAACAAAAGAGGGUAUUAACCUCUUAAAAAUCUGAUUUAUGGUGAAGGCACAUUGCUCCAUCAGGAGAUCAGAGAACAUCCUGUCCUUGGGACCACUCUGCAAAUAUGGAGAAAAAAGCAAUUCCAUACCUUGGUCUAUUAUCAAAAUUCUCAUUGACUUCCCAGAUGUGUGCAGGAUACCAGGUUUUCUUUCAGGAUGUGAAGAAGGUAACUUCAACUGAUGGGCUCUCAAAGGACAGUAGAUCCUUGGAGAUUUUUAUUUAUCCCAAGUCAUAAUGCAAUUGACUUUUGAACUGCUCAGAAUUAAAUUUAAUCUUUCUUGGGAUUUCUAUACAUAACUACAAGUAACUCACUUCCUAGACAUGGUAGCUAAAUGAGAAACUCCACAAUUGGGAAUACAGAUACAAAUUGGAAGAAACUCUGGUGGUGGCCUUACUCAAUCUCUUCUUGCUACCGCACAAAUUUUGUUAAGAAAUGCAAGUACAUGCCCCAAGGUCUUCCAUCUCCUGAACUUCAUAUCUUAAAAGCCCUUUGCAAAUAGAGGUUUCAACAUUACAAGCAAGCGCCAUACUUUGCGCUGCACAGACUUUACUAUGUUCAUUAAACUUUGAACAAAAUCUGUACAUUGCAGAUUUAUAAUGCCGAUUAGUUUGAGUCCAUGGGAAAUGUAUAGUUUUAUUUGCUAUGAUAAAUAUUUGUGCAAAGACAAAUCUUAAGUUUUUAAUCUAUGCAGAGUACCAUUAUAGUACAUUUCUUGUAUUUCACUUACCUGAAUAUAGCAUUUGGUAAUCUCCAGUACUUAUAUAACUGUCCCUUUUUGUUUCUCUUAUACAAUUGGAAAAAAAUUAAUUAAUUGGAUUUGCCUGGAACAGAAGAUCAGUUAAGCCCAUGACAGAUGCAGUAUACUAUACCUGCUCUCAGGUUAUACUGUGUGUUUCACCAUUUAUUGACAGUAAAGGCAACAAUAUUUGAAAUAAUUUGAUUUCUGAGUGAUGAGGGAACACUUUAUUUUCUUAGCGUACAGGGCAUUCUGCAUUGUGACCUAAAUACUCAAGUAAAGUGCAGGUAUUUCUUCUUUCACCAGCUGUACUACUUUACUUUUUAAAAAUGUGAGUUAGUUACAUCCCUUGCACUGGCUUUCUGGGGCACUUUCUGAUUUUGGGGUUUAUGGCCAAGAACUCCUAUUCUCAAUGCAAGGGCUUGAAUACCCCUUCGCAUUAUGCCACUGUAAUGGGGAUGAGACUAGUAGGUGAGACAGACAGGUGUGUGUCUAUAUGCUGUAUGUGCAUAUAUCAUAUACAGUGUGUUAAAUUGUUACAAACCAGUUAGAAGCUGUCUUCAUAACAAUCUAGGCCUGGCUAGCAGUGCAGUUCAGUUAUGUGCUAGUUCACAGAUACAGUGGAGUACUUUGAAACCUACUUCAGAUGCCUGAUGUUAAAGUAAAGACUGUCAUUUUCAAUUAGCGCAAACACCAGAAUUUUCAGUAAAAUCUCCAGGAAGAGGCAUAACAAAUUAGUGAAGAUGUCAGCCAACCUUUGAGUCUGAAAGGAUAAAAUAGGAUUGAAUGACUAAUAUUGUUAAGUGAUUGAAUUUCUUUCCAAACCUGUGCAAAUGUAUACUAAUCACUGAAGCACCUUAAAGAAAAAAGUAGAGGCGUAACUAGUCUUCCAUACCAAGGUUACUCUCUAUGCAUGGUGCUGUUUAACUUCCAUAAACAUUAAUGGGAGUUGUAAGGAGAAAGCCACAGGUUUCAAAUGAAAUUAGGCUCCUUAAUUGAUGCCUUGUAGUUUCCCAAUGAAAUCCCUUUGUUGUUUUCCCCGUUUCUGAAAAAGCCUCUCAUAUAAUAGAAAAUUUUGCAACACCUUUUUCUUUUUUAUAUCUCAGCCUUUAGAUUUAUUAAAAACCUAUAGAUAUGUAUUUUAAAGUGGGGGAGUGAAGGAAUAAAUUUUACUUCCAAAAGAGAGUUGAAUUUAAUAAUAAGGGUUUCUGUCAAUGCACACUAUCACUCUGUUUUAGAUCACGGCUAGUUUUUCAGUUUUAACACUGUUCAGGCAUCUAAGAGAUGUUAAUGUGUGUUUUUUUUUUUUUUUUUUUUUAAAUGUCAGGCAGUUUAAUUCUGGAGCAAAUAAUUUAUGCUGCUGCUUUUUCAUUUUGAGCCAUGUGUGGUUUGUAGGAUUUUGUUUUGUGGAAAGGAUUUUUGUAUUCUCUCCAUUAUUGAGCAUCAGUAGCAUUUGAUUUAUUUUUGUGUACUCUCUAUUCUAUGUUCAUUAUUUGUGUUGUAUUGACUGAUACAUGGGGACUUGGAAUCCUAACUGAUACGACAUUUUAAUUAGGGUUGUAAAUUUGAAUAGCCUAUAUAUGAUAUACCUCACAAAGCUGGUUAAUAUACCAUCAAAUGUAGUAAGCUAACGUUACAGAUAGUGAAUUUUUUCCUCUGUCAUGUGUACUCUGCAUAUGCAGGCUUAGGACCUGAUCCUGCAAACACUCACUACCAUGUAGGCCUCACUAUGGUAACUAGUCCAUUGAAGUAAUGGGCCUCCAUACAGUAAUGAGCACCACACCUGAUAGAAACAGCUUGCAAUACUGUCGCUCAGAUUGAAGUCAAUUGGUAGAUUCAGCAUAUUACUUUCUUACAGUAUGUCUGCACUUCAAGCUAGCAGUGUAUUUCUCAGCAAAAUACUUUUGCUGGCUAGUGUCUCCUUGAGUUGAGAAUCUUACCUCCAGCGCAAAGUGUAGAUAUAUCCUUUGUUGUACGUGGUGGGAUGAGGGUGUUAGUUUCACAGGGAAAUAGAAGCCUGGGUUACUCUGAAGAGGGAAAUACAGGCCUUUGAACUAAGUUCACCUAAGCAAGGCAAGUUUGAGCCUUGUAGCCAUUUGAUGCAGGUUUAUAUAGUGUGGUCCCCUGAGGCGGUCCCUCUGACCCAAGUUCAGUUGAAUGUGAAAUUGCUCAGAGAGAGAGAGAAGUUUCAGAGUAACAGCCGUGUUAGUCUGUAUCCGCAAAAAGAAGAACAGGAGUACUUGUGGCACCUUAGAGACUAACAAAUUUAUUAGAGCAUAAGCUUUCGAGAGAGAGAGAGUAAUUGCAAAAUCAAAGGAAAUUGUAUACAUGGGAGGGGGCAAGAUACUCCAGAGAGAAAUGUAACAAGAUCACCAGUGCUAUAUUUUUAGUCAAUUUAAUUAUAUUGCUUUUUGUUAUUGUACAUAUUAAAUACACUACAGUAAUAGAUAUGACUGUCAUUCAAAAGCUAUAUUGGAAAUAUAAAGGAAAAACGUGGAUAUUGAUUAGACUGGAAGAAUCAAAUGGAUAGCUGUGUUGUGUUUUACUAUAAUAAAUAGCUAGUAUAUCCUAGCUUCUCGUGUAAAUAAAAUAGUAUUCUGAAUUCCAAAGUAGAGGAAUUUAAUGAGAACUUUAGUUCAGAUGUUUUUCUAUCAUUUCUAAUUUUUUAAAAAAGGUCCUAAGUUAUUUAUGCAAAUAUAUACUUGUACUUCUACUGUACUUCCAUAUUGUAUAAUAAAUCAUCCUGAAAUUCCCAGGACAUUUUAUCAGAGAGCCCCAUUCUGGCAUAUGAUGUUGUAUUAGAGGUGGAACAUUUUCUAAAAUGCUAGAAAGGGGAAUACUACCUGCACUUCCCACAACAUGGUUACAUUGUGGUUCAUGUUGUUGCAUGUAAAAUAUUGACUUGUGCAAUUAAUGUUUAAAUGGUUGCUGUCAGCAAUUGUUCAUUAGACUGUUGUAGUUUUUGUUUCUGUAACUCUCAGCUCUUUAGAGAGGAACAAGAACCCCAAAUCCAAACACAUUCAGACUUCGGAGUUUUUGAAAUCCAAACCCAGAUACAGCUCCAAACUUUGGUGUGUUUAAAGAUACAGUUCCACGUCCUGAAGCUUGGCCCAUCUGUUAUUUUUUAAAUGUCCUCAUAGCAGCUGGAAAAUAGUUCCUUUCAUUAUCAUUUUUUUCUUUUCCGUUUGUCUAACACUGGAUUUUCCCCAGUGUUUCUAACAUAGCCAAUGUCUGUGGUUCCUUUUUCAUGUUAGGCAAACAAGUAUCAAAUGAGGCUAGCAGGAGUGAUGUUUUGCAGCUUUAGAAAAUUGUCCCAGCAGAUGUAACAAUAGUUUUGCCCAUAAAAUGAUAGCUAAUUUCUCUGCAGAAGAGAGAGAUGAAUAUCCACAUGAGUUUCAAACCUUGGCAGACUAAAUUUUAAGCCUAAAUUAUUUCACAAGCUCCUUUUUAUUUUGUACCACUUAAGGUGAUACUGCUAGGUAAAAUUUGGCAGAGUUAGGGUCUGUGUAGUAAGAAAAAAAAUCAAAAGCUAACACCAACAGAAAUAUUUUCACAAUUUAAACAAUUCUAAUUGGAACAAUUUUUUUAAACAAACAUUUGCAACUUAUAUUGCAGCAUUUCACUAAGGCAUGAGAACUAAAGAGUGUAAUUGAUUAGAAAUUGACUAUAAAGAAAAGUUGCUAAUUUAUUUUCAUUGUUCAAGCUCAGAAAAUUUCAAAAAAGUAAUCAGUUUAACUAGUGAAAAGUCAAAUUGAAUUAGCAAAGGGCUUUCUUUUACUUUAGAUUAUUCAAGAGUUUGUAACAUAAGUAAGAAAAUGAAUUUUUAAGAAUACAUUUUUAAUCUGGCAGUGUCUCUUUAUAUAAUAGUAAAAAGUGAAUGAGGAUGUGCAGUACUACAUUUCAUAGAGCUCCUGGAAUGCUUGCAAAGUAGGUCGACUUUCACUUUUGACUAUUUCGAUUCAGAUCUUGCCUAAAAUCCCACCAGAAUGCAAUAUAAUUGCAAUUCUUAACUUUAUCCUAUUGUGGUGCACAGAUUAAAGGUUCUGGUAGAAUCCUCCAGGUGAUGAGAGAGAAAUUGUGUUGUACUAAAAUGCUGUUGUUUAAAAACACAUACUGUGAAUGGGUUUAACAGGUUUUUUAGGUGUCUUUUAUACCAUAUUUUUUUACAGCCUAUAUAUUUUGUUUAGAAAUGUUUUAUGUUUUUUACAUGUAUUUCAGUGGAAUCUGUUUAUAACAAAUGAAAGCAUUGUCCACUAAUUUCAAAUUGUAAAGUAUAAAGUUAGUUCUGAGAAUAAAUGAAGGUGAAAAAGAUGACAGAGAAAAAGAUAGUCAAUUUAACACUCUUCCCUUUACAUUAUUUCUAAUUUAGAAAUUUACCACAACAGUUUUUUGCUGAAAUUGGCAUACAUUUCCAAAUCUGCUAUGUAUUUAAAACAUUUUCUUCACAAUUAAAACAGAAUAAUCACAAGGCACUUUACUAAAUAAAGUUAAAACACACCAAGUAAACAAAAUGUUGAUUCAAGAAAAUGUAUUAGCAGACAGUUUUAUUGGAUGAGCAUCUAAACAAAUGCAUGUUUGGAAAGAGAAGUGUGACAUCAUGUUGGGAAACAUGAUGACAAUAUGGUAUGCUACAUUUAUAACUAACCUAGUACUAAGAUUCCAACUUUUUUGCAUACAUUUUAAGCUAGUUUGCUUGGCUGUGUAACUCUUGACAUAUUGCUUAUGUCUGUUUAAAAAUAUGCAUGUAUUUAACAGUUUUGCCAUAGUAUUGCCAUUGAAUUUAAUAAAUAUAUUUUCUUACUCUA